Messenger RNA from Mobula hypostoma (lesser devil ray), 960 nucleotides. Its product is annotated as nucleoside hydrolase-like. Gene Ontology annotation, molecular function: hydrolase activity, hydrolyzing N-glycosyl compounds. Lineage: Eukaryota; Metazoa; Chordata; Chondrichthyes; Myliobatiformes; Myliobatidae. The record is from RefSeq and is a predicted model, not a curated record. The transcript is spliced from 5 exons. The coding region runs from base 1 to 960 and encodes 319 amino acids.
AUGGGAAAGAAGCUGUUGAUCCUGGAUGUUGACGCUGGGGUGGACGAUGCCCAGGCAAUGAUAUUGGCUUUUGCAGCUCCGAACGUUGAAAUCCUGGGAAUAAGCUGUACUCAGGGAAACAUAAGCAUUGAAAAUGUGUGCAGGAAUGUGCUGCGAGUCCUGAAAUUGUGUAACAGGAUGGAGAUUCCCGUCUAUCGUGGAUCAGCCACCUCUCUCCUGGGUGUAGCCAAUUAUGAUACUGCUUACCAUGGGCAGGAUGGCAUGGGCGAUGUUCCUGACCCCGACGCUCCAGGCCUGGAACACAUACAAUCUGAGCACGCGGUGAAUGCCAUGAUACGGAUAGCUAACGAACAUUCUGGUCAGGUCAGCCUCGUUGCUUUAGCACCCCUGACCAACAUUGCCCUGGCUGCCAAAAUGGAUCCCUCUUUUCCCACAAAGCUAAAGAGUUUGUACAUCAUGGGGGGAAACAUGGAAGCCAAAGGGAACAUGAAUGUCUGCAGCGAAUUUAACUUUUACACAGACGUAGAGGCAGCUUCCAUUGUCCUGAGCCACUUUACUUGUCCCACUUACAUUGCAACCUGGGAGUAUUGCCUCCGCCAUGUCCUGUCCUGGGACUUCUAUGACAAGCUGAUGAAUCAAGAUAGUGAAAAGGCUCAGUUCCUGAAGAAGAUAUUUGAGCAUAGUGUAAAAUUUAGCAGAAGUGAUGAAGGCAGCAAGCAACUUUAUUUCAGAAGUGGCUUUUUGUCCUGUGAUUCCUACGCAAUGGCCGCCGUGAUCGAUGAUUCGAUGGUGACAGAAAGCAUUCAGUACGGGGUUACUGUGGAAAUGAACGGAUCACUGACCAGAGGCAUGAUGGUUGUGGAUACUCUCGAUGCCCUGAAGCUUAAACACAAGGCUGUCAUCUUUCUGAAAUGUGAUAUGGAAAAGUAUAAGCAGCUGCUGACUAACGCACUGGAAUAA